UCUCAUUUGUAACUGUGGGUUUUGGACGUGUCGAUAUAGUUGACGCAGAGAUUAAACGAAUAUUUAAAUAAAAAAUAUUUUCAACUGUAUGUCUGGAAGCUUUAGACAUAUGAAACUAUUUUGUGUUUGAAAUAUAGUAAUCAUGUUGAGCUAUAUCGUAAUAUUAUAUUGUUCUGCGAUUUUACAAACGACUACAUCUUCCGAAAGCCGGGCGGAUUCCCGUCAGUUGAAAUUGUUUGAAGAGCCGAUAUCUUACGAUGUGGAGUCAACGGUGUUGCUGAACGAGCUGGAGCGGAAAGAAAAGGAGGUUAGCUACAAAAUCAAGGCAAAGCUUAAUGUAAUCCCGCUCUGGACCGAGGCCGGCGUCCAAAGUGUUCUCAAAUUCGAGCUCCUGUCUCCACAUCUAUUUUCCCGAAGUAAGAGUGUGACAGCAGAUUACUUACCGAUGAAUUCCAUCUGGGACCUGUAUUCACAUUCCACAUUUUAUGCUCAUUGGAAGCUCGGUCUAAUCGAAACUGCUUAUUUAGACCCCAAAGAUCCAGUGGAGAUACAGAAUUUUAAAAGGUCCCUGAUGAGCGUGUUCCAGUUUGAAACGGUCGGCAAGGAGCUCAAUGAAACAGACGUCUCCGGUACUUGUCAUGUUCAAUAUGAGACCACUUCAGCCAACACGGUCAGGAAGUACAAGAGUUCAUGUAGACUGGACGACUGGCCUGAGAUGGAAGAGGGCGUGGUGAAGUCGCGGAGACUGGCCAGAUACACUUUGGAUGACCGGCGACACUCACUCCGGGACCUGCACGCUGAGGAGCUGCACGAGUUGGUGGCGGGCGGCAGGGGAGGGAGGGGAGGACUCAAGGCGCGGGCCUGGCUGAGGCUCACCGCGGAUGAGGCUGCGGGGGCCAUGGUCCCACGGUCUUCCUCUUUGGCCGAGGCUCUGUCCGGGCUUCCUCACCACGUGGCGGCAGAGUCGCUCCAGGCCGCACCCGUCCAGGUGACGGACCCGCUCUACUUGGAGGAGAGUUUGGAGAUGGAGUUGGAGGCGGCAAUUUCUGAACUGCGCGACUACUCGGCGGAGAGGUACCCGGGGCCCAAGGGGGAUGAGGGGGGAGAAGCGAUGACAGCCCACGUCAUCAGGAGGCUUGUACGAGCGCUUAGAGCGGCUCCACUCCCCGCACUGGUUCCGAUCCUCUCCGACGACCACGAUCCUGAAUACCUGAGGCAAAUGUGUAUGGCGCUGGGGCUGGCGGGGACCGCGCAUACACACGCCACGGCGAUGCGCUUCUUCCGGCUGAGAUCGCGCGACGCCCCCGUCAAGUUGGUGCACACAUACCUCGCCGCGUUGGCGCUCACACCGCAACCACACGAAUCCGUCGUAGAGGAUGUGCUGCGUCUGGCCGAGGAGAUGACCGACCUCGAGCUAGUGGAGAGCGCGCUGCUGGCUGGGGCCGCCGCCGCUGCCGGGGAUGAGAUUCUCUCGGCUGGCGCCAGGCACGCGCUGACCAAGAGCCUCGUGCGGUGUAAGACCGACGAGUGUCGCCGGGUGAGGAUCGCGGCCCUCGGCAACUUGAAACGGAAGGACACUGUGGAGCUGCUGCUGGAGCACGCGGAGGCGGGGCGGCGGGGGGUGGCGCUCGCGGCGCUGGACGCGCUGGGCGGGACGCUGGCAGCGCUGCGAACGGACACGCGCCUCCCGCGCCUGGAGCGGCUGGUGCUACGGCCGAGCCCGCUGGAGCUCCGCGCCGCCGCGCUCGACCUGCUGCUCCGCUGCAGCGCGGAGGCUCCCUUCGGCCUCACUCGGUUGAUGCUGGAGCUGCACGGAGGAGCGCCGCUCGAACUCGUGCGCCUCGCCUGGCAUCGCCUGCACGCGCUCGCCGACGACCACCCGCACGUCCGGAACAUGAUGAAGCUCCUUCCUCGACGACUCCGAGGCUGGGAGGUGCAGGCCAUGGCGGGCACUUCGUCGGUACUUGUGCGGGAGCUGGGUGCGGUGGACGGCUGGCGCGCCCGCCUGGAGUCCGUGCAGGUGGCCAGCGGCGGACUGCUCCGUCGAGGACGAGUUCAUUUGUCAGCCGUAGCGCCACACGGAGACUCGGAUGACACCCUGGCGGUCGAAUUUUGGACCAGAGGACUCGAAGCCAUCGCGGGAAACGGUCAGAACUCCGACGAGGAAGACGAGGAGGGUGUGGAGGUUAGCGGCGGACUAGCGCUCUCCGUCGGGGGUGUCCGCGGCAGGAGCGUGACGCUGUUCACGGGUCAGGGCGAGCUGCUGGGGCACGUGUGGGCCAGCACCGCCAGCGAGCCCACGCCCGUGCUACGCGCCGCCAGGACGGUGGGGGCGUCCGGCGUCGUUCUGCCGCUGCUGGACGGAGCCGCUCUGCGCCUGGAGCGGGACUCGCUGCAGCUGCUGGCGUUGGAUGCGGCCGCGCAGGUGUCGCUGUGGUCGAGGAGCGCACGUUCGCAGAUGCGCUUGAGUGUCGCGCUCGAGGCGGCUUGGGGAGCUCGCGUGGUGGCGGCCGGCGCUCGAUUGACGGCGCGGGGCUGGCUGCGCGGCGCACCGAGGAUGGCUGUCGAAGCGGACCUCGAUUUCUACGACGGAAACGUGCUGUGCGUCCGAGUGUACACCGCCGGCUGUGACAGCAGCUACGGGUUCGAGCUGGUGUCCAAGACGGGCAUGAAGCACGUGUGGCGUCGCCGACACUCGUCCAUGAAGAGCCCCGGCCGCACGCUGUCACUCGGCCGCAUCAACGAUUCGCUCUGCCGCGUGCUCACCGCCAUGCUGUAAUAUUACAAGAUCAAAACUGUAACAACCGACUUGAAACUAACAUACAACAAUAUCACACACACAAAUACACACACACACACAAAUAGAAAUAUACAUACACAAAUACAAACAUACACACACACACACACACACACACACACACACACAAAUAGAAAUAUACAUACACAAAUACAAACACACACACUCACACACACACACACAUACACAUACAUAAUACGUGUACGAAUACAUACACAUACAUGAUCAUCUAGGUGUGUAAAACCGCGCACAUGAAAAUCUCAGCGCUCAACCAAAGCUCUCGGCCAAAGGUGUCCGUCUGUGAUCUCGUCACACGGCAUUUCUUAUAGUAUGCUUUAUUUAAUGUAGUCAUCGUAGCCUUAAGGAACUUUACCUGCAACGUGUCUCCGCGGCCACGGACGGGUCCGCGCCGCGGCGGCCGUUACAGGAUCACGUUAUAAGAGUAAUGUUUGAAUCUCCGCUUGUUUAGAAGUAACGUUUUGUUCUCUUGUAGAGAUUGUGAUCAUUUUGGCAAUUUAAAAUACAUUUUUUUCUUAUGAA
Danaus plexippus (monarch butterfly) is the source of this 3337-nucleotide messenger RNA. RefSeq names its product microsomal triacylglycerol transfer protein (gene Mtp). Bases 143 to 2779 code for a protein of 878 amino acids. Gene Ontology annotation, biological process: lipid transport; lipoprotein metabolic process. Gene Ontology annotation, cellular component: Golgi apparatus; endoplasmic reticulum; basolateral plasma membrane. The record is from RefSeq and is a predicted model, not a curated record. Lineage: Eukaryota; Metazoa; Arthropoda; Insecta; Lepidoptera; Nymphalidae. The transcript has 11 exons.